Molecule: messenger RNA, 2938 nt
Organism: Marmota flaviventris (yellow-bellied marmot)
Lineage: Eukaryota; Metazoa; Chordata; Mammalia; Rodentia; Sciuridae
Gene: Kmt5c
Product: lysine methyltransferase 5C
Cellular component (GO): nucleus
Molecular function (GO): histone H4K20 methyltransferase activity; protein binding
Source: RefSeq, a predicted model, not a curated record
CCUCUCGCCCGCACCGCUUCCGCGUGUACUCCAGGGCCGGCUCUGGCCCGGGGUCUCCCUGCCUCCGCACCCCGGGCCUUCCUCCGACGCUCUCCCUGCACCCAGUGCCCUCCCCGACCCCUCUCAGCCCAGGCCUUUCCCUGCUCUUACUCCCCAGGUCCCUUCCGGGACCUCGGAUCGCCCUCAGAUCCUCCACUUGACCUUCCUGGACCCCCCAGGCCCUGCCCCUGGACCCUCAGUGCCUUCCCAGGCUUCUCCCUAGGACCCCCCAGGCAUUCCCCAGGCCCUUCCCUCGCCUCCUGGGAGCAUCCAGACUUUCCAAACCCGGUUCUUCCCCAGGCUCCACCCUAGACUCCCCAGUCUUUGCCCGGCUUGUCCCGGGAUCCCAGGGAUCCCAGGCCUCCAAAUCUCCCCUCGCCUUCCUGGGCUUCCCCCUGGACCCCCAGGCCUGCCCCAGCACUUCCCGGAAGCCCCGCACCCCAGGCCCUUGCCGUAGCUCUUCCUUCCCCCUGCCCUUCCUCCUGGCUUGAUUUUUUCUUUACCCACAUGCGGCUCCAGCCUCAGUGUUUUUCCUAGUGCGCUCCUGCAGUACCCCCUCUUCUUUUGCCCCCAGCCUUCCUGUCUUUUCCAGACCCCUCUCCCAGCUGAUGUAGCUUCUGAUGUCUCUGCUGCUCCCCCUCCUUGCCGGUCGGUCCCCAUCUACCCCUCUCCCAAGACACAGAUGGGCCUGAGGCACCAUGGUAUGGGUACACAGCAGACCCUCCUUCAGAGUUAGGAUGAGCAGACUGCAGGGCCCCGCAGUGUCUCAGGCAGCUUCUGAGUGGCUCAGGGCACGCCCCCCGCCUGUAGCUCCUUGGUGCCCUCUGUGGUCUGCCAGAGGCAGCAUGGUCCCUGCAACACCAUGGGCCCUGACAGAGUGACAGCCCGAGAACUGUGUGAGAACGACGACCUGGCCACCAGCCUAGUCCUGGAUCCCUACCUCGGCUUCCGAACCCAUAAAAUGAACGUAAGCCCUGUGCCCCCCCUGAGGCGACAGCACCACCUGCGCUCAGCGCUGGAAGCUUUCCUGAGGCAGCGGGACCUGGAGGCUGCAUACCGGGCCCUGACGCUGGGAGGCUGGAUGGCCCACUACUUCCAGAGCCGGGGCCCGCGGCAGGAGGCUGCCCUCAAGAUCCACGUCUUUCGCUACCUCCGCUCCUUCCUGCCCGAAAGCGGCUUCACCAUCCUGCCCUGCACCCGCUACUCCAUGGAGACCAACGGGGCCAAGAUUGUGUCCACCCGUGCUUGGAAGAAGAAUGAGAAGUUGGAGCUGCUGGUGGGCUGCAUCGCAGAGCUGCGGGAGGCGGACGAGGGGCUGCUGAGGGCUGGGGAGAACGACUUCAGCAUCAUGUACUCUACCCGUAAGAGGAGUGCACAGCUGUGGCUGGGCCCCGCCGCCUUCAUCAACCACGACUGCAAGCCCAAUUGUAAGUUUGUGCCUGCAGAUGGGAACACAGCUUGUGUGAAGGUGCUGCGGGAUAUUGAGCCGGGGGAUGAAGUGACAUGCUUCUACGGUGAGGGCUUCUUCGGGGAGAAGAAUGAGCACUGUGAAUGCUACACCUGUGAGAGGAAAGGUGAAGGAGCCUUUCGACUGCAGCCCAGGGAGCUGCAACAGCCACCACAGCUCCUGGACAAGUAUGAGCUCCGGGAGACCAAGCGACGCCUGCAGCGAGGCAUGGACAGCAGCCGGCAGAACCUGCUGGGCCCGCGGGCCUGCACUCACCUGUCCCCACUGCAUUGGGACCCAUUUUGUGCUGCCUGUCAGCCCCUGCACCUGCCACCCUGCGGCCCCCGCUUGGACAUCUCACCCCUCUGGCUCCAAUGGCUGCCUAAGCCCCAGCCUCGAGUGCGCCCCCGGAAACGCCGACGCCCCCGGCCCCGUCAGGCCCCCAUGCCCCCCACUGUCCGUGCUGCCUACAUCUCCCUCCACCGAUGGGGAGGCUGUGGCCCCCACUGCCGCCUGCGGGCUGAGGCCCUGGUGACUCUGGACCUUCCCCCUCGCACCCACUGGGCCCCCCAGCAGGACUGGCACUGGGCCCGGCGCUACGGGCUGCCUUAUGUGGUGCGUGUGGACCUCAGCCGUCUGGCCCCUGCCCCACCAGCCUCCCCUGCCCCAGCUGAUGCCCUAGGCCCCAUCCCCAUCCCUAAGCAGGCCCUUGCCUUUGCCCCCUUCUCCCCGCCCAAGCGCCUGAGGCUGGUGGUCAAUCAUGGCUCCAUUGACCUGGAUGUCAACAGUGGAGAGCCGUGACUGGUCAGGCAGGGGGGUCCAGGCAGGGUGGGGAAAGUCUUUCUCUUAGACACCCCACCAGACCCAGAAGGAACCUCUUGAGAAGGAGCUGACCCUUGACUCCAGCACAGUUCUGACCCUGGGACGGGGUUGGUUAGGACAUCCCCAGGGAUCUGAUACCCAACCCUCUAUGACUGCUGACCCCUGAGCCACCCCCACACCCAGCAAUGAGCCCUGGCCAUUUGCUGCCCUUGCCCCCACUCAGGACCACAGGAGCCAUCCCCUCCCCUCAGUCCUUCCACUCCAGGGAGAAAAGCCAUAGUGCGUGGGGACCACUCUAUGGCAUCUCCCCAGAAGCCCAGGCCUCAUGAGGAGGUAGAACUGACUCGGGGGUGGCCCUCCUAGAGACUGCCCCCAUGAUGGGGAGUGGAUGUGCUCCCGACUCUGCAGCUGUGAGGUAGGGGCAGGUUGGGGGCCGUGGUGUCUGGGCACAUUCUCACCACCCCCACAGGUCUCAGGGAGGCCGGGUGCGACCUUAUCUUUUUCAUGGUGCUAUCCCUGGUGCUACUGGGGUAUGCGAGCUUCUCCAUUCCCCACACCAGAAUGGGGUAUGUUGGGGGAUUGGAAGCACUUGAACUUUUUAUUUUAUUAAAAACCUUGUUAUAAGCAGUA